UUGGAAAAUACUCUCAAAAGAAAGGUAGGCCUGACAGAAUUCCAUUCCAGAGUCAUUGCUAAUAUUCCAUAUCAGAUGAAUUCACGCAGCUCAAUGAGAAAUUCAUCAAAGCACGGAGAGAUUAUGAGGCCUUACUUGAGGCAUCAAUGUCACACUCAGUCCAACCACAGUAUGGGAGGCCGGGACAGCAGGCAUACCCCUAUCCUCCAGUGGGAGGACCACAAGCAUACGCUCAAGGCCCUGCGCAGCAUGAUCCUCAACGAUACUACAGUCCGCGCCCUCAAGGUUUGUUUUUUUUUUGGUUCCUUGAUUUCUUUUUUUUUUGGCGAUGAUGAUUAA
Rasamsonia emersonii CBS 393.64 is the source of this 339-nucleotide messenger RNA. RefSeq lists its product as uncharacterized. NCBI's taxonomy places the organism in Eukaryota, Fungi, Ascomycota, Eurotiomycetes, Eurotiales, Trichocomaceae. The record is from RefSeq and is a predicted model, not a curated record. The transcript has a single exon.